GAAAUAUCUAUUUGAGACGACCUGAAAGCAUCUUUCCUUUCUCCAUUACCGGAGGCGUAAAGAAACCACACGGGGGAGAAGGGAAUGUGAACAGAUUCCGAUUUCCACAUUCCACCAAAGAACCUGCAAAUCAUAUCUAUAUUUGCAAGUGGUUUGGUGGGUGGUCUCUGUUCUUUAUCAGAUUUUUGGUAACCCGGUUGAGUCUAAGGUUGACUCGCCGUUUACCUACUCUUAAAACCUCUAGACAAUCUUUCUCAGUUGCUUCCUCAAUCAUCAUCUUCUUCCUCAUAAAUCUAGGGUUUAUCUUUUCUUCAACUGGGCAAUCAUGAGUUUCUCAGUUGUGCAGGGUCUCUCUAAGUCUUUGGCUAUGACUGUGCUCUCUGAAAUCGGAGACAAGACCUUUUUUGCUGCUGCGAUCUUGGCUAUGCGCCACCCAAGAAGGCUUGUCUUAUCAGGGUGCCUUGGAGCUUUGAUUGUGAUGACGAUUUUUUCAGUAGUUGUUGGCUGGGCUGCCCCAAAUUUGCUUUCUCGGAAAUGGACUCAUCACAUAACAACCCUGUUGUUUAUUGGAUUUGGGCUUUGGUCUUUAUGGGAAGGAUUCACUGAAGAAGGGGAGUCUGAAGAAUUGUCUGAAGUUGAAGCAAAAUUGGAUGCUGAUUGGAAGGCAAAUUCCGGAACAGAAAAAGCUGAUCCCAAGGAGGAUGAGAACUUGAAAAAGCAAAGGAGGCCAUUUCUGGCACAAUUCUUCUCACCAAUCUUUCUAAAGGCAUUUUCCAUUACUUUCUUUGGCGAAUGGGGUGACAAGAGCCAGCUAGCCACAAUUGGUUUGGCCGCAGAUGAAAACCCAUUGGGUGUGGUCCUUGGUGGUAUUAUAGGACAAGCCUUGUGUACUACGGCAGCUGUUCUUGGGGGAAAAAGCAUGGCUUCUUCAAUAUCUGAGAAAAUGGUUGCUCUCUCAGGUGGAGUUCUUUUCCUUAUCUUCGGUAUCCAGUCCUUUCUAUCAACUGCUGAGUUAUGAUGUUUCGAGUCUUGAUAACUAGACGGUCAAAGUGGAGCAUUGCUGUAGGACAAAGAUUGGAGAAACUCUGGAAACAUUCUCCCAUUCUCUGGUUGCAUUACAUAACAGUCAUUAAAAAGAAUUAAGCUAUCAAAGGCAGCAAUAUUAGAGAGCAAUAAUAUUUUUUAUGGGUUCAAGGGUCUUCUACGCUGUUUUGACACUGUUACAGUGGGUGGGGAAAGAUGAAUUAUUGCUUUUCAUUGUUGUCUCUUCUUGCCUCUUACUUCACUGCAAUUUUCCAACUCAAGUGAGCAUUGUGAAGGCAUUUUUAUUGACCUAAAAGCACGUAUCUGCAAAAAAAUUCAUUCUGCUGC
This is a messenger RNA of Macadamia integrifolia, 1371 nucleotides long. RefSeq names its product GDT1-like protein 5. The record is from RefSeq and is a predicted model, not a curated record. NCBI's taxonomy places the organism in Eukaryota, Viridiplantae, Streptophyta, Magnoliopsida, Proteales, Proteaceae. The transcript has 13 exons. Bases 326 to 1018 code for a protein of 230 amino acids. Gene Ontology annotation, cellular component: Golgi apparatus. Gene Ontology annotation, biological process: Golgi calcium ion transport; manganese ion transmembrane transport; calcium ion transmembrane transport. Gene Ontology annotation, molecular function: manganese ion transmembrane transporter activity; calcium ion transmembrane transporter activity.